Messenger RNA from Paraphaeosphaeria sporulosa, 1112 nucleotides. RefSeq names its product inosine monophosphate dehydrogenase. The record is from RefSeq and is a predicted model, not a curated record. Gene Ontology annotation, molecular function: nitronate monooxygenase activity. Bases 1 to 1068 code for a protein of 355 amino acids. The transcript has a single exon. NCBI's taxonomy places the organism in Eukaryota, Fungi, Ascomycota, Dothideomycetes, Pleosporales, Didymosphaeriaceae.
AUGCCAUCCCAACAAUGGUCCCACACACUAUCAUCCUACCUCCCAUGGACCUCCCCUCCCCUCCUCAUCUCCGCGCCUAUGGGCGGCUUCGCCUGGGCCCCGCUCGCCACAGCAGUCUCUCUCGCCGGCGGCCUCGGCCUCAUCGGCAGCCUGAACGACAUGUCGCAACUGCGUACCCAACUCGCAGAAGCACGCUCUACAUUCGCAGCGUCUUCCAACGCCGCGAUCAAGGACUCGCCAACGCUUCCACUCGGCGUCGGCAUCCUAGCCUUCAUUUGUAAGAUCGAGGACGUGGUACCCGUGAUCCGGGAGUUUGAGCCAGCGGUGGUAUGGCUGUUUGCAGCGAAGCAGCUAGACGACUACACAGCGUGGGUCGAUGCGCUGAGGGAAGCAAGUCCGACGUCGAAAGUCUGGAUCCAGGUCGGCAACGUCGAGGCCGCGCUGCAUGUUGCCAAAGACGCGCGCCCGGAUGCUAUAUGCCUCCAGGGCGCCGACGCAGGGGGUCAUGGGUUCGAGAAGGCUGCGGGUAUCAUCUCUCUAGUUCCUGAGGCUGCAGAUGCAUUGCGGCGGGAAGGGCACGGCGAUAUACCACUGCUCGCGAGUGGGGGUAUUGUGGAUGGAAGGGGAGUCGCUGCUGCGCUUGCCUUAGGUGCUGCAGGUGUCGUAAUGGGUACGAGAUUCCUGGCGAGCAAAGAGGUGGCGAUUCAUCCUAUUGCUCAAGCGGCGGUUUUGGAGGCGCAGGAUGGGGGCCAGGCUACGAGGAGGAGUAAGCUGUUUGAUCAGUUGAGGGGGCCUAAUGUGUGGCCGGAAGCGUACGAUGGGCGGAGUUUGGUGGUGCAGAGUUAUCAGGAUCAUGUAGACGGGGUGGGGUUGGAAGAAAUUCAAAGGCUGCAUAAUGAGGCCGUUCUUGGGGAGGAUAAGGGGUAUGCGACCGGUAGGAAGGGCAGGGCCGCAAUUUGGGCGGGGACUGGGGUGGGCAGUGUGGGGAAGGUGGAGGAGGCGGGGAAUAUUGUUGAGAAAGUGAAGAGGGAGGCGAGGGAGGUUAUGGGUGGGCUGGCAAAACUGUGAUGGGUUAACAUUUCCAAAUUUAUUGAACGUAGUUGUAUUAUGCC